AUGGCAAAACUAAAUCCCAUUCGCGGGUUCUUGCCUUACUCAUUCUCUGACAUAUUUUUUUGUUUUAUUACCCUUUUUUUGGGUGAUAUUUAAUUAUGAUGUCCUAGAUUAUCGUGUCCAAUUAUUGCGUGUUGUGAUUGCAGUGGACUCUUAAGGAAAUCAAAUGAGGGUAUGAGGCUUUUCGUUAUGACAAUUAUUGGGAUGGUGCUUGGCUUUUUAGUUGGUAGUUCCUUUCCAUCAGUGAGGAUAACGAAGGUGAAUGUUAUCUUUGUUUUCCUUGUAUAAGUUUUUUGUAAAGAGUAAUUUUGUUUAAAUCCGUGACUUGCAUCUCAGGUUCAAUUCCCAUCCAGCGUUAUUUCUUAUGUUGAAGAUAAGAACACUGGAGUUGCUACCCAAGCAUUAUUAAAUCAUGCUUGGACAACUACGAAAAGUUUGGAGAGGAACAAGUCAAGUACUAAUUUGAAUGAAACAUCAAAGGUACUAUAUCCUUUUACUAUGAACCUGAGAGAUAGUAUAUGGUGGAUUUUUUUUCGCAUCAAUAACUCCUGGGGUGACAUGAGAAUCAUUGUACCCGUGCUUUUGCUACAUGUGGAGCUGAUGAUGUCUUCCUUUUUCAGUUUUUGGCUUUUCUAGACCUCUUUUAUCUUUGUCGAUCUUGUUUUUGAUGAUGUGUUUAUUGUUUGGUCUAACUAUUCUCUUGCAUGGUGAUAUCACUCCAAUUUAGCUUUACAUUUACACAUAACGUAGUUAGCUUCAUUCUUUAUUUGCACAGAUAAAAGACGUAAUGGUAGAUUGAUGUACUGAUGAAUUGAAAUUAAAGCUCCGAGAGGAAGAGGAGAAAAUAAACUAGAACUGUCUUCAUGAGUAAAUGCUCACAAUAAGGCCCAACUCUGUCUUCAAUAAGAGAGGAUACUUGGCUGGCUGGUUAGAAAAAUGAGUAUAGCUAUAGCCCUUUGAAGAAGGGACUAUCAGCAAAAGGAAACUUAAACGAAAUGACAAGAUAGCACUUCUAUGAAGGACCGAUCAACUAAAAGAAAACUACAAGAAGGAAAAUCAAAUCCUCGACGCAACGGCCAUAAAGUGGGUAGACUGAUCAUGAGAGAGUCCUAAAUAUAUUCAGGUUGAGCGGAAAAAAUUGCAUCCGAUCGGUCACAUGGUUUCUAUUCCGGCCCUGUAAGUUAGAUAUGAUUUUUUGGGGUGUGUACCCAGUAAGUCAUUUGACUUUAGCCCAACAGGACAAUGUCAAGAGGAAAUAAAAAUAAAUUGUAGUGCACAUGAGUGUUUUCUUCUCCAACCAUGGCAGGAAACCCAGCAACCACAUAAUGGUUGGGAAUAAGUUGGACUACCUGAUAUGACUUGAUUCGAUUUCAGCAUUUCUGAAUCAAAGUAGCUGCUUGGAUUCAACCAACAAAAUUGACAAGUUGCUUGGAUUCAACCUCGUCUAUUGUCACGACUGGCUCAAGAUAACAUUAUUGUUUGAAUUUUGUUAGGUUACAAAGCAUUUGUGGGAUGUCUAGCUGAUAAAACCUAAAAUUAUUCUGGGUACAGGAUCGCUCAAUUGUUUCUUUUUUCCUAUGGGACAGUGCGGUUUUCUUGCCCUAUUUAAUUUUUAUUUUCAUGCGUACAUCCUUUGGUUUUUCAUUAUUAGCUUUUUGUCUCUGCUUAGAUAUAUUAGUCAAAGCAGAAUUUCUUUGGGUUUUGUUGUAACUACGCUUACAGAAUCCUUUUUUAAAUUUCUUGAAAAAUGGUUUAGUUUAUUUCAAUCGUGUGGAUGGCUAUACCUUUACAUGUAAAUUGCUUGGCCAAUGUAGUAUUUCUCCCAACAUACUCUGAAGAAGUUCAAUUCAUCUAUGAUUGAUCUGCAAGUAAUUUGUUAUAUGCAUGAUAAUCCUGGACCAUUGUUCUUUCCUUUAUGCUUCUUUAUGGGAACUAACUUUUCCAGAAAACCUAGUUAUGUUAAGUUAUCCCGGAGGUUAUAUGGUGUGAAUUGAAGUGAAUGAAUGAUCCAGGCUCUUGAGGUUAAACUGACAAAGUGAUUAAUUGCUGCUCCAGAUCUACGUUCCUACAAAUCCUCGCGGAGCAGAACUCCUGCCACCAGGUAUUGUAGCAGCUGAAUCAGAUUUAUAUCUGCGAAGACUGUGGGGCAACCCAAGUGAGGUAUGUUUUCUAGAUUGCUCUUAUAUAGAUUCCCAUUUAUCUAAUUUGCUAGAAUGCCAAUUCAACGUCACAUAUGAGCGGCAAGUGUCAAAAGUGGCCUCUCUGUUCCUUUUCUAGUAAUAUAAAACGAUGACCUAUUGUCCGCAUGAGUAUCUCAUAUCCUUGUCGGUGACUGAUGUACGGCCUAUCAAGCAUGAUAGUCAGAAAAGUGAUGGGCUGUUUCCUCAAAAGAAAGCAGAUGGGUGAGUCUUUAAAUGCUUAACUUAAGACUGAUCCUAUAGAAGUUUGGUCGUCCAAGGUUUACACUGAAACACUCUCUUGAGCGAAUCUUCAUGAAAAUCUCUGACACUUCAGCUUGGGAUGCAUCAAUUUUGUAGAUUGUCCCUAUUAAAAACACGCAACUUAGAUUUGUUGUAGUACAUUCACAAUGAAAUCAUAAGGUGAGUAAUCUCUGACAUUACAUUACAUAGUGGUGAUAGAAAGAGAGGUGAAUAAGGCAGCAGCAAGGAGGGGAAGGUGGUCAGCCAAACAGAUGGAUGUGUAACCUCUCCCCAAUCUAUUUACAGAUAUGGCAAAUGCUAAAAAAUUAAAUGUUAAAUAUACCCCUGUUAUAAGGGACAUUAGGGAUAAAACAUGAUAAGUAUGUAUAAAAGGAGAGAUAAAAAUGCCUCAUAUUCUCUGUAUCAUUCUCUUAAUACAUAGAAAUUUAAGAUCUUCUGCCAAUCUUACAACAAAAUUCUGGAGAAUGGCCACCGAAUGGUGUGUUAACUUUUUGGCUGCAUGCGUUUUUUAUCUUAAUGACUAAUGUUGAUGCACCAAGAAUAAAUCAUUGUCAUCUGAACAUGAUUUUAGCAACUGGAUAUAUCUAAAUAGUUAUGUCGGACUGGUUCCAGUUUAAAUUCGACCUUCGAUAAAAGGAAGGGCUGAAAUCACCUUUUUCUGGCCAUCUGGCUGUACAGGUGUUAGUGAAAGUCUAGAAUGGGCGACAGCUGUUGGAGAUCAAGGCGGUUAUGUGCUUCAGACAGAGUGUAGACUGUAUGAAGGCCUUAGGUUUCAUGUGGCAUAGGCUGCUGUUACUGCUGAAUGGGAGUCAGAUAUGCUGUAGUAGGUGUAUGGGGAAGGGAAUGGGGAGUAUGGCAAGCAGAAGAGAGUUAUUGUCAAGUUAGUUGUCAAUUUUGAUGGAACUACAGUUAGGCGAUGGUUAUGCUUCAGAAUUGGAGCUGAGAAUUUGGUUGUGUGUGUAAAUUGUAGGAUAUUAAAGAUAUGUGGUCUGAAACUAUUUAAUUAUUUUAAAUUCUCAUGAACCUUAUUGUUGAACUCUCUAGAAUUGUUUUUCCUUCCUAUCUGUUUCUUUUCACUGUAUUUUCGUCCUUCUCUAUCAUUCCCUAUAUUAAUUGGGUACAUUAGCCUGUUAACGGAUCCACUUAAAGACUAAUGUAAUGGCCCUGGCCCAUUAACUCAUGUAACCUGUACUUAAGUGGGAAACCAAGAUAAUUGAUGUAAGAUUUUGGGAUUGCGGAAAUUCUGCUCCAAGAAGUAGUGUCUGAUUCAUCUUUAUGGAAGAGGAGGAUCGUGAAGAUCAAUUCUCAACAUGGUAUCAGAAUAGUGCUGAUUCUGGUAGGAUCAGAUACUUCUUGUUUCUUGUUUCUUAAAUCUUGUUUUUCUUGUUUCUGUUUUGGAGCAACACCAAGGAAGAAAGAAACCUUCCACAAGCAGUGAAUUGAGACAUUCUGAAAAGUACAAAGGAAAAGGACUUUGAGAUUGCAUUCAGGGAAAGGCUCUUCGUCAUCCAUGGAAUUCGUAUCAUCUCUAGCGACAACUGGAGAAAGGGAGAGACUAUAUCAUACUUUCUCAAAUAUCUUAGUGAAACUUAAAUUCAAUGUGAUAAAUCUUCGUCAAUGGGAGUAGUUUGUUGAUCUGAUGCUUCUUGAAAGAGGUUUAACAGAUCAUCUUAUAGAAGAACCACUGAAGCAAUCAGAUCCAAAAUAUAGAGGAUGAAAAUCACAAGAGGUUAUUAUCCAUACAUAGCUGCUAAGUAUAAUGACCCCAGAGAUGUAUGAGAAUUUCUUAUUCAUGCACUCGGUGAAGGAAUUGUGGAAUCAAAUUCGCAAAAGCUGUUCGAAAAAACAUAAUGAUUGGAGGAUUUAUGGCCUAAUGUCUAAGGCAACACAUUUAGUGCAAGCAAGUAAAUCAAUUAUGGAAUAUUCGUGUGAAUUAAAGGCUACCUGGAGGGAGAUUGACCAUUAUUGGCCAGUAAAGAAUCUUACUUCUGAGAAGCCCAUGUAUACAUUGAAACAUAGAAUCUAUACAUUUCUAAUGGGACUGAACUCUGAUUAUGAAAGCCUCAAGGUCAAAUUUUCCAUCAUGAAAAGGUAUCUGAACUAGAUGAAGCUAUCCAGAUUAUUAUGGAAGAGGAGAGUAGAUUGAGUCUAAUCAAUACUAGGAAGAAUGAGUCAACAGCCUUCGCCUCUAGCAAGCAAGAUCAUGGUAAUCAACUAAAGAAAAAGGAGAGAAAUCAAAACCCAGUCACUGCAUCACAAGGAAGAUAUCAGUAGUGGGAUAACCAAGAAAACCUUUGGUGUUCAUAUUGCAAGAAGAAGCAUCAUAAGAAAAAAUUGUUGGAAGUUGCAUGGAUGACCACCUCAACAGGGGAGGGCAUUUGUGGCUACUUCUCAACCAGCAGAGACUAUAGAAGGUCAAUCUGUGAUAAAGGAACUUCCCAAUCCUAAUAAUCAGCAGAAGUGUGAUGAAUUUGAAAGACUGAGGGAGAAAGUAGAGAAACUCAAGAAUAUGCUGAGCUCUACGCCUUUGGUUCAAUUAGGUAAGAAUAUUUUUUUCUCAAAAUCAUAUGCAACAUUUAGGCACGUUAAGAAAUGUUUUACAUGUGACUAAGCUAAAGGCUCAUUUGAUUUCACUGCAGAAACUUGAUGAAGAUAUUAAUUGUCGUUUCAUUCUUGAGGACGAUGGAUGUUCAUCGUUGACAAGGUCUUGGGCCUGAAGAUUGGCCAUGUUAACGAAGGAGGAGGCUUGCUUUACUGGGAAGAGGAUGAUCAUGCAACAAUGUCUGUACAGUACUCACCUUGGAGUGGAGUCAGUGAAUACAAAAAGAAUAGUAUACUGUUACAACACUGUCGUGUUGGACAUCCUCUCUUUGGUCUCUUAAAGACAUGGUUUCCUUUUAUGUUUGAAGGUGUUGAUAUAAAAACUCUAGUGUGUGAUGCUUGUCAAUUGCCCAAACACAAAUGCUCCUCAUUUGAAAAUGCUGGUGAACAUAAUACAACACCUUUACAUCCUAUACAUAGUGAUAUUUGGGGGCCAGUGCCUAUGACUAGCUUGUCUGGACGUAGGUGGUUUAUCUUAUUUGUUGAUGACUGUACUAGGUUACAUGGGUUUACCUCCUAAAAUCAAAAUUAGACACCACUCUCUAGGAUUGUUUUUCCUUUCUAUAUGUUUCUUUUCACUGUAUUUUCGUCCUUCUCUGUCAUUCCCUAUGUUAAGUGGAUCCAUUAGACUGUUAACGGAUCCACUUAAAGACUAACGUAAUGUGCCUGGCCCAUUAACUCAUGUAACCUGUACUUAAGCGGGAAACCAAGAUAAAUGAUGUAAAACUUUAGGAUUGCGGAAAUUCUGCUCCAAGAAGUGGUGACUGAUUCAUCUUCCUGGAAGAGGAGGAUCGUGAAGAUCAAAUCCUUUCAUUCUCCAAGUCGCAAGAAUCUCAAUCAAGAUCAAUUCUCAACACUUAUUGUUCUUUGCUCAAUGAUACUUCUCAAUCUGCAAAUACUGCCUUGAAUAUGGUCUUCAAUUAUCAAUUCGUCAUGUGAUUCAUUUUUUAGCCAGUUAAAGAAUUAUUAUUAUUUUCUUUAUGAUCCUCUGCAACCAUUUUAAAAACGUCAUUAAUAGGAAUCAACAAUGGAGGGGUGUGCUCCCAACUCUCAAAACAAAUAAAAUUCUACAUUGUUUUACCUCAAUAAGGGCUGCUGUUGUUUGUCAAAACGUUAUAUAGUUCCUGCAAUUUUAACUUGUCAUUAAUAAUUUUAAGUCUACGAAGGUUAUGCAGCUUCCUCUACUACUGAUAUUUGCACUGAUACUGCCAUCUGUUGUUAGCCAUUCAAAUAGUUGUCAUUUGGUGUCACAGCUGCCUGCAUGCUCUCUGCCCCACAAUGGUCAUUGCUUGAUUCUGAAUUUAUCACUUACGAAGAUGGACACGUCCUGUCCUUUAACUACUACCACUCACUGCUGUCACCUUCUGUCGUGGAGUUCUCCCUUUAAUACUGCCGAAUAUUUUUAUUUAAAAAUAAUAAUAAUUUACAAGCGAUUGUGAUCAAAUAGUUUAAAUCUUAAGUUUGUAAAAACUAUAUGUUAUUGUGAAUCAAGUCUUAACUAUGUCUUGUAUUUUCUUGUUACUGUACUCAUAUUUGAUAUGUGAAUGUCGUAUUCAAGACAUAGUUUUUAAAUGCUACCUAAGAUUCAUUGAUCCGAUAUGGAAUGCAUGUUUAUGGAAAAAGGUUGUUGACAUUGAUUCUCGACUCCUUAUAUUCUACAGAGAUUUGAGCGAAUAUCAAAUUUUCUUUUGGUUAUCUUGCCUUUAGUGCUGUUAUUUUAAUACUUGUGAUUAUUAUUAUUGUAUGAUAUUAUUCAUCUGAGGAAUAUCUCAUCUGGGAAAAUCUAACCUGUACAGUUAAUUUCUUCUGUUGAAUUAUUCUAAUUUUUAUUUAUCCCCGGUUUAUUAAUUGGAACAGUAUUUUUAUAUUUAUUCAGUUGCUUUAGCUUUGAUCACCUGGUUUUGUGUUAUUAAUGCUCUCUUUUGGGUUUUUGAUCCGAAGGACUUGCCUUUCAAGCAGAAGUACCUUGUGACUUUCACUGUAGGAUACGCCCAAAAAGAAAACAUUAAUGCGGCAGUAAAAAAGGUUAGUGAGAAAUAUUCUACUCGCUUCCCGUACCCUAACUCUUACUGAUUUCUUGUACUUAAUAUGUAUUUCAAUAAACUGAAUCUAUGAUAUAAAAAAAUAAAAAAUAAAAAAUAAAAUCACUUCUUCGGAUGAAGUUUUUUACUAGUUAUGGAUAUAUUUUGACUAACCAUGGACAAUCAUUGUGCAGUUCUCUGGGAACUUCACCAUCCUGCUCUUCCACUACGAUGGUAUAACGACAGAAUGGGAUGAUUUUGAGUGGUCCAGGCAAGCGAUUCACAUCAGCGUCAGCAAACAGACCAAGUGGUGAGCAAACUACCAUUAAAGCUAUCCAUUCUCAUCAAAGGUGUCCCCGCUGACUCCCAUCUUUUCCUUUCUUUUUUUCCUUUCCAAGGUGGUACGCCAAACGGUUCUUGCACCCUGACAUCGUAGCGCCAUAUGAGUACAUCUUCAUCUGGGAUGAAGAUUUGGGUGUUGAGCAUUUCAAUGCCGAAGAGUAAGCCGUAGUUCAUCAACAUCUCUCACCAUCUGUCCUGCCUCUGAGACUCUGGAUAUCCGUUACUUCCAGGUACAUUAGGCUGGUGAAGAAGCAUGGCCUGGAUAUCUCGCAGCCCGGCCUGGACCCAGAUCGAGGGUUGACCUGGCAGAUGACCAAGAGGAGAGGUGAUCGAGAAGUUCACAAGUGAGCAUUUCCGCCAUUUUUCUGAUAAAAUAUUAUUUUUCUGUCUUUCUUUCUUUUUCCCCAUUUAGUUUUUGAUAAUCACAUUGUCUGAAAUUCUCUUAUCCAGGGUAACCGAAGAGAGGCCCGGGUGGUGCUCGGAUCCACAUCUCCCACCAUGCGCUGCGUAUGUGAUCUCUCGUCUCCGUCUUUCCAUUCUUGCUUAUCCCCACUUAUCAUCAUCCUUCCCUGACGAUUCUUCGCUUUCAUUAGAUUCGUCGAGAUCAUGGCACCCGUCUUCUCCAGAGAAGCUUGGCGCUGCGUCUGGCACAUGAUUCAGGCAUCUCGUCUUGCCCUUUUUUUCUCUCUGACCCAAGCUUCACUUUUUGUCCACUCAAAUAAUUAUCAUUUAUUAUUAUUAUGAUUACUAUUAUUAUUAAUAAUAAUUCAGAGUCGUGGAUGCAGAAUGACUUGGUCCACGGAUGGGGGCUCGAUCUCGCUCUCAGGAAAUGCGUGGAGGUAAUUCUCUGAUAACUCUCCGUAAAUAAAUACAUCGAGAGGUGAUCUUUAUUUACCCCACCCGAUGAACAAUAACAGCCCGCGCACGAGAAAAUCGGGGUGGUGGACUCUCAGUGGAUCGUUCAUCAGGCCGUCCCUUCUCUCGGAAACCAGGUAAGAAGAACAUCCAUCCAUCCAUCCAUCCAUCCAUCCAUCCAUCCAUUCAUCCAUUCAUCGUUCCUCUUUGCCUCCCCGCUCUUGAAUCUCCCUUUGACUCUCUCUCCAAUUCUCCUCAAUUCUGCAGGGCCAGCCAACCAGCGGGCGGGCGCCAUGGGAAGGGGUAUUAUUACCAUCAUCAUUUCCACUUCCUAAGAUCAUUAUAUUACUAUGGUUGGAAAGAAAAUUCGUUCAUUACUUAGGGUUGAUUUUUUGCGUUCCCUGUUGUGGCAGGUGAGAGAGCGAUGCAGAAACGAGUGGGGGUUGUUCCAAUCCCGGCUGCAGGAGGCGGAGAAUGCCUACUUCAAGUCAAAGGGGAUCAAAUCCUCCAACUCAACCCACAAAUAG
Molecule: messenger RNA, 8784 nt
Organism: Spirodela intermedia
Lineage: Eukaryota; Viridiplantae; Streptophyta; Magnoliopsida; Alismatales; Araceae
Source: the annotation of a GenBank genome assembly